This is a messenger RNA of Terrapene triunguis (Three-toed box turtle), 4205 nucleotides long. RefSeq names its product intraflagellar transport 172 (gene IFT172). Gene Ontology annotation, molecular function: protein binding. NCBI's taxonomy places the organism in Eukaryota, Metazoa, Chordata, Testudines, Emydidae. The record is from RefSeq and is a predicted model, not a curated record. Bases 117 to 4205 code for a protein of 1362 amino acids. Gene Ontology annotation, cellular component: intraciliary transport particle B; axoneme; ciliary basal body. Gene Ontology annotation, biological process: intraciliary transport. The transcript has 38 exons.
UGUGCGUGUGCCGUCAGUUGCUGUGGUGUUCGGCAGACUGUUACCGGGGCAACGCGGAGGCGGGAGACGCGGAGCCAGAGUGGCACCGUGGCCGGGCUGGCGCGAGAGGCCUCGGGAUGCAGCUGCGGCACGUGCGGACGCUGCUCACCCCCCAGGAUGGUGCUGCAAAGGUCACCUGCAUGGCUUGGUCCUACAACAAUGCCAAGUUUGCUGUCUGCACUGUAGACAGGGUCGUGCUUCUGUAUGAUGAACAUGGAGAGAGACGGGACAAAUUUUCCACCAAGCCUGCUGAUGCAAAGUAUGGCAGGAAGAGCUACAUGGUGAAAGGCAUGGCGUUCUCUCCUGACUCCACCAAAAUCGCCAUUGGACAAACAGACAACAUCAUUUACGUCUACAAGAUCGGAGAGGAAUGGGGUGAUAAGAAGGUGAUCUGCAACAAGUUCAUUCAGACGAGCGCAGUGACCUGUUUGCUGUGGCCAGCAGAGAACAUCAUUGUCUUUGGACUCGCCGAGGGGAAGGUUCGUUUAGCAAAUACAAAGACCAACAAGUCCUCCACCAUUUACGGGACAGAUUCUUUUGUGGUCUCAUUAACCUCCAAUGUCUCUGGGAAGGGGAUCCUGUCUGGCCAUGCAGAUGGAACCAUUGUGCGCUACUUCUUUGAUGACGAAGGCUCAGGUGAAUCACAGGGUAAAUUGGUGACGCACCCCUGCCCUCCAUAUGCCCUCACCUGGGCUUCCAGCAGUGUCGUGGCUGCAGGCUGCGAUAAGAAGAUUAUAGCUUAUGGAAAGGAAGGCCACAUAAUUCAAACCUUUGAUUAUAGCCGGGACCCCUUGGAGAAGGAGUUCACCACAGCAGUCACUAGCCCCGGGGGCCAGUCAGUCGUCAUUGGCAGCUACGACAGGCUGAGGGUGUUGAACUGGAGCCCCCGCAGGAGUGCCUGGGAGGAAGCCAAACCCAAAGAAAUCGCACACCUUUACACGAUCACAGCCUUAGCAUGGAAGAGGGAUGGCUCGAGGCUCUGUGCGGGCACCCUUUGUGGAGGGGUGGAGCAGUUUGAUUGCUGCCUGCGCAGGAGCAUUUACAAGAAUAAAUUUGAAAUGACAUAUGUGGGGCCGAGCCAGGUCAUUGUGAAGAACCUCUCCACAGGAACCCGAGUGGUGCUGAAAUCCCACUAUGGCUAUGAGAUUGAUGAGGUGAAGAUUUUGGGGAAGGAGAGGUACCUUGUGGCCCAUACCUCAGAUACACUGCUGCUGGGGGAUCUCAACUCCAACAAGCUCAGUGAGGUGGCCUGGCAAGGAUCCGGAGGGAACGAGAAGUUUUUCUUUGACAAUGAGAACGUCUGCAUGAUCUUCAAUGCCGGAGAGCUGACUUUGGUGGAAUAUGGAAGCAAUGAAAUUCUGGGAUCUGUCCGCACAGAGUUUAUGAACCCUCAUCUCAUCAGACACGUGGAUCUUGUUGGUGGCUACAACAUUGGCACCAUCAGCCAUGACAGCAAGAUUGACUGGCUGGAGCUGAAUGAGACGGGCCACAAGCUUCUCUUCAGGGACAAGAAGAUGAGGUUGCAGCUUUAUGACAUUGAGAGCAGCACCAAGACCACGAUCCUGAACUAUUGCUCCUAUGUGCAGUGGGUCCCAGGCAGUGAUGUGGUGGUGGCUCAGAACAGAAACAGCCUCUGCAUUUGGUACAACAACGAUGCCCCAGAGCGAGUUACCAUGUUCCCACUGAAGGGCGAUAUCGUGAACCUGGAGCGGAGCAAUGGGAAGACUGAGGUGAUAGUGGCAGAAGGGGUGAACACGGUGUCCUACAUGCUGGACGAGGGGCUCAUUGAGUUUGGAACAGCCAUUGAUGAUGGGGACUAUAGCAGGGCGGCUGCGUUCUUGGAGACGCUGGAAAUGUCCACGGAGACCGAAGCCAUGUGGAAGACCCUAAGCAGACUGGCCCUGGAGGCCAAGCAGCUGCACAUCGCUGAGAGAUGCUUCUCAGCGCUGGGCCACGUGUCAAAGGCGCGAUUCCUCCAUGAAACCAAUGAGAUCGCCGACCAGGUGGCCAAGGAAUAUGGUGGGGACGGCACAGAUUAUUACCAGGUGCGUGCCCGGCUAGCCAUGCUGGAGAAGAAUUACAAGCUGGCAGAGAUGAUCUUCCUGGAGCAGGCUGGAGACCUGUUUGAGACGAUCAGGAACCCCCAGAAGGCUCUGGAGUGUUACCGCAAGGGCUGCGCCUUCCUGAAAGCGGUGGAGCUGGCUCGCGUGGCAUUCCCGGCCGAGGUGCUGAAGCUGGAAGAGGCCUGGGGAGAUCACCUGGUGCAGCAGAAGCAGCUGGAUGCUGCCAUUAACCAUUACAUUGAAGCCAGGUGCUCCGUCAAGGCCAUUGAGGCAGCCCUGGGGGCCCGGCAGUGGAAGAAGGCCAUUUACAUCCUGGAUUCACAAGAGGAAAGGGUAGCAGUCAAGUACUACCCCAGGAUCGCCCAGCACUACGCAGCCUUGCAGGAGUACCAGAUUGCAGAGGAGCUGUACAUCAAAGGAGAUCGGCCCAAGGAUGCGAUUGACAUGUACACGCAGGCGGGGCUCUGGGAGCAGGCACACAAGCUGGCGACCAAGUGCAUGAGGCAGGAAGAUGUGUCCGUGCUCUACAUCACCCAGGCUCAAGAGAUGGAGAAGCAGGGCAAAUACAAAGAAGCAGAGCGGCUGUACAUCACGGUGGAGGAACCUGAUCUGGCUAUCACCAUGUAUAAAAAGUGUAAGAUGUAUGAUGAGAUGAUUCGCCUGGUAGCAAAGUACCACAAGGACUUGCUGAGUGACACACACCUGCAUCUGGGGAAGGAGCUGGCGACUGAGGGCCGCUGGCAGGAGGCUGAGUACCACUACCUGGAAGCCAAGGACUGGAAGGUCACAGUGAACAUGUACAGAGUGAAUGACAUGUGGGAGGAAGCGUACAGGGUAGCCAAGGCCCACGGGGGGGCGAAUUCCUACAAGCAUGUGGCCUAUCUGUGGGCAAAGAGCCUCGGAGGGGAAGCUGCCGUGAAACUCCUCAAUAAGUUUGGGCUUCUGGAAAUGGCUAUCGACCAUGCAGCAGAUAAUGGCGUCUUUGACUUUGCGUUCGAACUGGCCCGGCUCUCGCUGAAGCAGAAGACACCUGAGAUCCACUUGAAGUACGCCAUGUUCCUGGAGGAUGAGGGCAAGUUCGAAGAGGCCGAGGCUGAGUUCAUUAAAGCUGGGAAGCCCAAGGAAGCGGUGCUAAUGUUUGUCCACAACCAGAACUGGGACGCUGCCCAGCGCGUGGCUGAGGCCCACGACCCGGACAGCGUGGCCGACGUGCUCGUGGGACAGGCUCGCUUCGCCUUUGAGCAGAAGGAAUUCCAGAAAGCAGAGGCCUUCCUCCUGCGGGCCCAGCGGCCAGAGCUGGCCGUGAAAUAUUACAAGGAGGCCGGCAUGUGGAGCGACGCCCUGCGGACCUGUAAGGAGUACGUCCCCAGCCGGCUGGAGGUGCUGCAGGAGGAGUACGACAAGGAGACUGCCAAGAAAGGGACCAGAGGCGUGGAGGGCAUGCUGGAGCAGGCCCGGCAGUGGGAGCAGGCUGGGGAAUACGCCAGGGCUGUGGACUGCUACCUGAAGGUACAGGAUCCCAGUAACAGCCUGCUGGUGGAGAAGUGCUGGCUGAAGGCAGCUGAGCUGGCCAUUAAAUUCUUGGGCCAGCCCCGGAGUGUGGAGGUGACGCGGCUGGUGGGACCCCAGCUGGUGGCCGUGAAGAAGUACAGCGCGGCAGCUGAGCUCUACCUCAACCUGGACCUCAUCCGAGAAGCCAUUGAUGCCUUCAUUGAGGGUGAGGAAUGGAACAAGGCAAAACGUGUGGCCAAGGAGCUCGACCCCAGGUCGGAGGAGUACGUGGACCAGCGCUAUAAGGAGUAUUUAAAGCAUCAGGGCAAAGUGGAUUCGCUAGUGGGGGUGGAUGUCAUGGCUGCCCUGGACAUGUAUGCGGAGCGGGAGCAGUGGGAGAAGUGCCUGGAGACCGCGGCCAAGCAGGCCCAGGGCCCGGUCUCAGACGGGGGCUUCGGUGUCAGCAGUGGGAGGAGCCCACUAUGGGACACCCGCGAGUGCUCCAGGCACCUGCUCCCAGCCACACCCCUGCCCCGCUCGCUCCAGGUCCAGGAGAGCAGUCGCCCCUCCAGCCCCUGCCCUGCCCCUGCCAAGCUGCUGUGCAACACGUAA